Molecule: messenger RNA, 3569 nt
Organism: Stomoxys calcitrans (stable fly)
Lineage: Eukaryota; Metazoa; Arthropoda; Insecta; Diptera; Muscidae
Product: facilitated trehalose transporter Tret1
Exons: 8
Coding region: 690-2924 (744 amino acids)
Biological process (GO): transmembrane transport
Cellular component (GO): membrane
Molecular function (GO): transmembrane transporter activity
Source: RefSeq, a predicted model, not a curated record
GAAACUUAACAAUCGCGGCGCGAAGAUGUUCCAGCAUUGAAACGCGUUUGGCAACAUAAGAAACCAAAAAAAUAAAUAAAUUAGGCACUGGGGGUGAUAUAAAAAAAAAAAAUUAAUUAUAAAACCAUACGUUGGUAAAAUGACAAAUUAAUUAAGUGGAAAUUAUUGAAGAGAUGUUAAAAUUAAAAAAGAAAUAUAUUGCAAAAAAAAGUUAUUUAUAUCAUUCAUAAAAUUAGAAAUUUGUUUACAAACAAAAUAUCCACCAGGUUCGAUUAGUUUCGCCUAUCAACAAAUUAAAAAUGCCAAACCUUUACUCGCCCUAACUACAAUAAAUCGUGUUUGUCUGCUGCUGGAGUGGUCGAAACCAUUAAAGCCAACCAAACUAGUCCCAAAAAUUUGGAAAUCAAAAACCACUUUGUGCAAAAAGAAAAAAAAGAUAAAAGUGAAUAAUGUGGCUAGAAAAGCAAUUUAAGAUUUGAACUAAUAAAAAGAAAGCGUACCUACACAUAUUAAAAAAAAAAUAGAAAGAAAAUGACAAAAUACCAAAGUACUCACACAAGUGCCCCAUAUUAAACUCACUUAAUUAUAAGCCAACCAAAAACGGCAGAUCACCGCCAUCUAAUACAAGUACCGCAAUCCACCAACAACACGCACAUUGACCGCUGUGUUUUGUCCACAUCAAUUCCAGUAUGGAGGCGAACAAAUCAAACGGUCUUAAAAAUGGUUCGGUUAAUGAUCGUCCAUUGUUCAUGCAAAAUGGGAAUCGACGCUUUUCGAUAAGCGCUGGCGAUACACAGGAAAUCAGCAAUUUUCGUCGAGCGUUGCCACAGUUUUUAGCUGUUAGUGUAAAAAAUAUUUUACUUUUUGUGUAUGGCAUGACCUUGGGAUUUCCCACCAUUGUUAUACCCGCUAUACAAGGAGGUGAGGGCCGUGAGCCCAGUGAUAUAGUCUUAAAUAAGGAUCAAAUAUCAUGGUUUAGUUCCAUUAAUUUAAUUUGUGUUCCUUUGGGAUGUCUGUUUUCGGGAAUGCUAACCCAGCCCAUUGGCAAGAGAAGAGCUAUGCAGUUCGUUAAUUUACCUAUACUCGCAUCUUGGCUGCUGUUCCAUUUUUCCACACGAACCGAACAUCUAUAUGCAGCUCUCUGUUUAAGUGGCCUUGGAGGUGGUCUCAUGGAAGCGCCGGUCCUCACAUAUGUUGCUGAAAUAACAGAACCUAAAUAUCGUGGCAUAUUAUCGGCAUUGGGCUCCACCUGUGUGAUAACUGGUGUCUUCAUACAAUUUAUUAUGGGCUCCUUAAUGGAUUGGCGCACCAUUGCAGCAGUGAGUUCAGCUUUUCCGGUCAUCUCAAUAAUUUCCUUAUGCUUCAUACCAGAAUCCCCAACGUGGCUAAUACGGGAGGAACGCUUUAGGGAAGCAGUAAAGUCCUUGCAAUGGCUUAGAGGUUGGGUUCCCGAACACAAAAUCGAAGAAGAGUUUAAUCGCUUGUACAAUGAGCUCAUAACACAACCCGCCUUGGAGGAACAAGCCGAAAUGGCUGGAAAAAAGCCCGGCUUUUUCCAUCGUUUUCUGGUAUUCCGUAAGAGAUCCUUUUUGGUACCAUUUCUGUUAGUGGCAUUUACAUUUUUUGUGGGUCAUUUUUCGGGAAAAACUUCAUUACAAACAUAUGCGGUGCAGAUUUUUCACACUUUAAAGGCUCCAAUCAAUAAAUAUCAUGCCACCAUACUUUUGGGUAUGGCUGAAAUGGUGGCCACGAUACUUUGUGUCUUUCUUAUUCAUUUCACCGGCAAAAGACCUUUGGUUCUAGUGUCAACCAUUGGAGUUGGUAUCUGCCUGUUUGGAACUGCCACAUAUGCCCAUUAUCUAAAAGUGGUACCAGGUUUUGCAGUGAACAAUGUUGUGGUGAAUGCCUCAUCUAUUGUGCCAAAGGACAGCAUUAUAUCCCGAGAUAACAUAACUCAAAUCUUUGAAACGGAAGAAAAGGCAUUGCUUUUGAAAGCGCCAUUGAAAAUAAUGGAGGACUCUACAAUAGCAGCAGAUCCACCCUCAAACAGAUCAAGGAGACAAUUAGCUGUCGAGGAACAGACAACAACUUUGGAUCCCUACAACAUAGAACUCACUGAUUUGGAUACCCUCGAUUAUAACGAGGAGGGAAACUCAAAUUACAAUGAGACAACUCCAGCAAUAUUCGAUUUGGAAGAUUCCAAAGAAAAUUAUACGGAUACUACCACACUAGUGGUGGAGGUUAUGCAGGAAUCUUCAAGUGCUGCCACACCACAAAGUGGAGGAGAAGUCACCAAAGUAAGCAUCUCCAAUAAGGUAACAGAGGAUUUGUUGCUGACCGUGCCUAAACAGGAAAUUAAUAAUAUAGUAUGGGUUCCAUUAAUAUUGCUUCUGGGAGCAGCUUUCUUUGCCCACUUGGGAAUACGUAUGAUACCAUGGAUUUUAAUCGGUGAGGUAUUUCCUGCUACUGUGCGCAGCACUGCUUCGGGCCUUGUCAGCGGUUUAGGUUACAUCUUUGGAUUUUUGGCCAAUAAACUUUUUUUGCAAAUGUUAUCCGCACUCACAAUGCCAGGAACAUUUUGGUUUUACUCAGCGGUGGCCUUUACAGGGUGUAUAACAUUAUAUUUUACUCUGCCUGAAACUGAAGGAAGAACCUUGGGGGAAAUUGAAGCUCACUUUUCUAAAAAAUCCUCUACAAAUCUGUUGAGCAAAAAACAGCAGAAACUAGAAAAACAACAAAAGCAAGAAAGUUACCCAAGUCCUUUGCAGGUGGAACAUUUUGAAAAUCUUCAAAUCCCCAUAGGUCCCUAUACAGAGGCCAAAAUUAUACAAUUACAACAAAGUGAUUUUCUUCCUAAUCGCACAAUGCACGAUGGAGGCAUUUCGAAUAUGGGCUAUGAAGAGAACAAUACCACACAUCUGUAACGGUUCUGUCCGUUGUGUAUUUUUCCCGCCCUUUAAAUAUCUAAUUAAUUUAAGUAAUGUAACUAACGUAAGCCCAAGUGUUAUUUUACUGUUACGUCACAAUGUUACAAUACCCAUUCCACUUAUUAGAACUAAGUGUAUGUGAAAAAAGUAUUAUGAGCUGUGCACGCUUGAAGAUGAAGCAGAUGAAAAACUUGUGAAGGAAAUAAUUAUAAUAACUCACAUUACACAUUGAUUCGAGAUUUAAAUAAUCUUCCCGUAUGAAAAGUCCUUAAUAUUUUAUAAAUAAAAACACAUUUAUUAAGGUAUUAUUUGUGUUUUCUUUUAAGAAAUUUCUCAUAUAAUAUUUGUGUCGAAGAUUUAUUAUAAUAUAAUUAAAUGUAUUUAUAAUAUAAUAUAAUUAAAUUUAAUUCCCUUGUAUGAUAAUAAAUGUUAUAUAGAAUAUUCAAACAUUAAUGUAUGUGCACUUAAAAGAAUAUGCAUCACCAAUAAUUUGUUAAGUGCCAACAACAUUAAAUUAAAUUCUGGAAUAUUUAUUUGUUACUUCCACCGAUUGAAUGCAGAGUGUAAUGCUUCAAGUAAUUGUGAUUAUUAGGAACUCAUUCUAAAAAAUCUAAUAAAUAAAAAUAUUUUUUAUAUAAAAUA